Messenger RNA from Halichondria panicea, 1255 nucleotides. Its product is annotated as magnesium transporter NIPA2-like. Gene Ontology annotation, biological process: magnesium ion transport. The coding region runs from base 111 to 1169 and encodes 352 amino acids. Gene Ontology annotation, molecular function: magnesium ion transmembrane transporter activity. The transcript has 3 exons. Gene Ontology annotation, cellular component: membrane. Lineage: Eukaryota; Metazoa; Porifera; Demospongiae; Suberitida; Halichondriidae. The record is from RefSeq and is a predicted model, not a curated record.
CUGAGCAGGCAUUUCUAAAUAGUGAACACUAGACUAUAAUAAGUUUUCAAGUUGCCUCAUCACCUUUUAGAAGUAAUCUACUCUCCUGGCCUAAGCGACCUGAUUUAAUAAUGGAAGAAGAUAAAGUUGAUACCCUAUCAUCAGACAAUGGCCACUCCAACAAGGAUUUCAUCAUAGGGCUAAUCCUGGCCAUCAGCUCAAGUUUGUUCAUUGGUUCAAGUUUCAUUAUAAAAAAGAAGGGUUUAUUAAGAGUAGCAAGAUCAUCGUCAACCCGAGCUGGUAGCGGGGGCUUUGCUUAUCUCAGAGAGUGGCUCUGGUGGGCAGGUCUUCUUACAAUGGCAGUGGGGGAGGCUUCCAACUUUGCUGCGUUUGGAUUUGUACCAGCCAGCCUUGUCACAACUUUGGGAGCACUCAGUGUCUUAAUAGCUGCUGUGCUAGCCUCGGUCAUGCUCAAUGAGAGGCUCAACAUACAUGGGAAGCUGGGCUGUAUACUGGCUAUAAUAGGCUCCACAGUGGUCGUCAUUCACUCUCCAGAGUCACCUGGAGUCGAUAAUCUCUAUGAGACUGGAAAAAACAUGCUAUCCCCAUUGUUUAUUCUCUACGCUGGCUCUGCUGUCUCCUUGGCAAUAUACUUGAUCUUCUGGAAGAGUCCCAAGAUUGGACAGACUAACGUUCUGGUAUACGUUAGCAUUUGCUCUUUACUCGGAUCACUGUCCGUUGUCUUUGCUAAAGGACUGAGUAUAGCGAUUCGAUUGACCGCCUCUGGAAAUUCUCAACUGUUAAACCCUCUGGCUUGGUUUUUUCUGAUAGCCAUGGCGACUGGAAUCACCAUACAACUGAGCUAUUUGAACAUGGCCCUGGACACCUUCAACACAGCUCUUGUCACCCCUAUAUAUUACGUUAUGUUUACUACUCUCUCAAUCACUUCAUCGGGAAUUUUAUACAAGGAGUGGACUAAGCUAUCUAUUGCGAAUGUUGCUGGAGAUCUGUGCGGCUUUGCCACCACCAUUUGUGGUGUGUUUCUGCUCCAUAUGUUCAAAGAUGUCAAUGUAACAUUCUCCGAUUUAUUGUCUUCGUCUAAUAAAACAAAGACAUCAUCGAAUGAACCUGAAUUGCAACCAUCAUUGAACUCUCCUACAAGGACGUUAGAUGAUUCAGCCACAGUGUAGCUAGCUUAGGUUGUGUAUUUUUAUUGGAUAUUUUACUCUUUAUUAUGCAAUAUUGUUCACUUCAUAGAUGAAUUUAUGAACUCUUG